AUGUAUUUAGAUAUUGAUGUUCUAAGUGAAUCCUUUCAUGAUUAUUACUUUUGGCAUCGUGAACACUACGAAAUAAUUAUAUGGAAAAAGAAAGGGAGGAAGAAGAUUGGUCAUCUCUACGUAAAGAGUGAUGUAUAUGGCUUUGGCGUGGUGCUGCUUGAGAUGUUGACUGGUUUACGUGCACUUGAUACCAAACGACCUAGUGGCCGGCAGAAUUUGGUUGAUUAUGCUAAACCCUUUCUCUGUCAGAAAAGGAAACUAAUAUCCAUUAUGGAUGUACGGAUGGAGGGAAAAUAUUCUUCGAAGGCGGCAUUACAUGCAGCUCAACUCACUUUGAGAUGCCUUGAAUCAGAACCCAAAAAGCGGCCUUCAAUGAAAGAAGUUGCAGAGACGUUGGAGCAAAUUGCAACUAUUAGAAAACCAAAAGAAUCCAAAAGUAAGUCCGUGCAUUCUUCAUCUCAUCACCAUCACCAUGGAGAUAGAGUAGGAUCUGGAAGAUAA
Molecule: messenger RNA, 501 nt
Organism: Olea europaea var. sylvestris
Lineage: Eukaryota; Viridiplantae; Streptophyta; Magnoliopsida; Lamiales; Oleaceae
Product: probable serine/threonine-protein kinase PIX13
Exons: 4
Coding region: 1-501 (166 amino acids)
Biological process (GO): protein phosphorylation
Molecular function (GO): ATP binding; protein kinase activity
Source: RefSeq, a predicted model, not a curated record